AUGAAGUUUCUUGUCGUUAUUCUUCUCGUCACUCUGGUCUUCAGAAUGCAAUGUGGUUCAAUAAAAGAAGUGAGGGAUACUGACACUAUAUUUCGUCGCCGGAAACGUGUCCCUCAGUUCGCUCCUCCACCUCCACCACCUCCACCUGGCUGCCCACCACCACCUGGUGGUCCACCGCCUCCUCCUCCUCCCCCUGGCUGCCCACCACCUCCACCACCUCCACCACCUCCACCUGGCUGCCCACCACCACCUGGUGGUCCACCGCCUCCUCAUCCUCCCUCUGGCUGCCCACCACCUCCACCACCUCCACCACCUCCACCACCUCCACCGCCACUACGUUAUGGCUGA
Molecule: messenger RNA, 348 nt
Organism: Necator americanus (New World hookworm)
Lineage: Eukaryota; Metazoa; Nematoda; Chromadorea; Rhabditida; Ancylostomatidae
Exons: 2
Coding region: 1-348 (115 amino acids)
Source: RefSeq, a predicted model, not a curated record